Messenger RNA from Exophiala mesophila, 2544 nucleotides. RefSeq lists its product as uncharacterized. The record is from RefSeq and is a predicted model, not a curated record. Gene Ontology annotation, biological process: GPI anchor biosynthetic process. Bases 125 to 2194 code for a protein of 689 amino acids. Lineage: Eukaryota; Fungi; Ascomycota; Eurotiomycetes; Chaetothyriales; Herpotrichiellaceae. The transcript is spliced from 2 exons. Gene Ontology annotation, molecular function: alpha-1,2-mannosyltransferase activity. Gene Ontology annotation, cellular component: endoplasmic reticulum membrane.
CGUUUUUCAUUUGGUCGCAUAUGACCGUCGACCGCACCAUUUACUUCACUUGUUCAUUUUGCUAUGGGUCACCAUCUCCAAUGUAGACGCUGGCAACCUCAACCUGCCAAAUCAACCCGUGACCAUGACUGAAAAGCCAGCAUCAGGUGUCAUCUCUCGCCCGGACCCAGAACCAAGGAGCGGCCAACUCAACACCCCCCGCAACCCCCAAAACGUCUUUGCCUUCUUGAUUGCACUGCGGCUCGUCAACUCUUUGACGAUUCAGACAUUCUUUCAGCCUGAUGAGUAUUUCCAGGCCCUUGAACCAGCAUGGCAGCUUGCAUUUGGAAAUGAUGCUGGAGCUUGGAUAACUUGGGAGUGGAAAGAGCACUUGCGAUCGGCUCUGCACCCAGCCGUAUUUGCCCUGGCAUAUCGAGCCACCGAUGGGCUGGCAAAUUUACUGAAGUUGAACCACAUCCUUCGCGCAGAUGCCCUGCUGGCCGCUCCCAAAGCUUUACAGGCCUUGCUUGCCGCGAUAGGGGAUUUGUACACCUGGAAGCUUGCGCAGGAUAUAUACGGGACAACCUCAACGGCCUCACAGGCGGCGCUGAUCUUGGCCGUCAUCAGCCCCUGGCAGUGGUUCGUCUCGACUCGAACAUUUUCCAACUCGUUGGAAACCACUCUGACCAUCAUCGCCUUGUACAACUGGCCCUGGCACUGGGGCAUUCCUACCACCACUCAGGCUUCUGGGCCAAAGACUAACUCGCGAAGUCUUCGCGCCCGCCAGGAUCCAGACACAUCUCUUCAAUCUACAGAUCAAGUGACGCGACUUCGCCGAGCAUUGUUGUGCGCUGCUGUUGCUACAGUUCUGCGGCCGACAAACAUCCUCAUAUGGAUCAUUCUGACAGCUUCAACAGUUUGGCGACUGUCUCCCUUUUCCAUCACGUUGGUUCAUUCUGAACGGAUUGCUUUCAUCUGUGAGACGAUCCUAUGUGGAGGCAUUGUGCUCGCAUUGUCCGCCAUCACUGAUCGCUUGUUCUACAAUGACUGGGUAUUUCCUCCGUACAAUUUCCUCAAAGUCAACGUUUUCGAAUCAAUAGCCGGGUUUUAUGGCAACAAUGAUUGGCAUUAUUACCUCACGCAAGGAUAUCCGUUGCUGUUGACCACAAGUCUCCCUUUCGCGGCAUGGGGAAUUUGGCUUUCGUUAUCAGGAGCUUUUCCGGUAGGGGCCAUGCCGGCAACAGCACGCAAGACGUUAUGGCAACUAUCUAUUGUCAGUCUCCUGGUACCAUUUAUGUUUUCCAACAUAUCUCACAAGGAAGUCCGUUUCAUAUACCCACUUCUCCCAGCUCUGCAUAUAAUAUGUGCGCACCCUUUGUCCACCUUUUAUGGCCCGCUCUUGGUAGGGUCUGCUACGCCAAAUGCACGCCCAAAACCUCGAAGACUCAUUCCCCUCCUCACUUCUCUGCUGGUCAAUCUCAUCCUCGCCUUUUACAUGACCCAAAUCCAUAAUUCUGGUAUCGUUGCCCUACCUAAUUACCUUCGUCAGGAGUUCGAGUCGUUCUACACCACUCAAAAUCAACCACAGAACCUCACUUUUGGUCUUCUGAUGCCAUGCCACAGCACGCCUUGGCGAUCGCACCUACAAAACCCUGCCACAGAAUCGACUGCAGGAGUACUUGGCUGGGCAUUGACAUGUGAGCCACCAUUAGGUCUCACAGUAGAAGAGAAGAGAACAUAUCUCGACGAGGCGGACGUUUUCUACCAGGAUCCAAACUUGUGGUUAAAGAUCAAUAUGGAGAGGGAGGCGCCCCAGGCAGCUGACAGGCGUGGAACGAGCCCACGCAACGUCCAUGGCCAAGGGGGCAAGCCUACGCGAAAAGAGCGUGAAGACAUUGGUGUCCACGCUCCCGACACCCGAGAAGGGCGGACUUUCAAUUUCGACCCCGCGAGACAUGCGUCGAGCCUCGACUGGGACGCUAUCAAGCAGUCCCCGUGGUGGGACCUGGCACUGCCGGAACAAAGCCAAGCUCCAGGUGGCCUACGCCCCCGUCGUCCAUGGCCUCAUUACCUCGCCUUCUUCGGGCAUCUAGAAUCGACGAUGCAGUCAGCGCUAAGAGGCAGCGAUUACGUCGAGUGCAAACGGUUCUUCAAUAGUCAUGCACAUGAUGAUUGGAGAAGGACGGGCGACGUGGUCGUUUGGUGUUUGAGGUAGAGUGCAACAUGGUCGUCUCGACGAGGCAAAAGAUAUCAGGCCAAUGGUAUGAGUUCUCAGUUGAAUGCCAUCUCAUGAUUGCCGGACACAUUCCAGAGCCCCACCACCAGAGUCAAAUUGACGCUCAGAUUGAGGUUCGACGUGGCACACUUUAGAAACAAUGCUAUUGGUGCAACUGAUGGAGAUGCCAGUGACUCGAAGGGGUAGGUAGACACGGUAGAGUCUACAUACCUAGUACAUUCUCGUACAUAGAACGGAUGUCUACAGCCGACUGGGGAGUGUGGGAGUUCAUCGUGUCCCUGUCAUCUCUGGGGUAUUAGUCCUUUUUGGGGCCCCUCGGCCACCCUUGG